AUGCUGGCUGUCGAAACGGGCAUGUCGGACAUGCGCGUGCUCGACGACUCAGACUCGUCUGCAAACUCUGUCGAGACAGCCGCAUCCCACAGCUCGCCUGUGCCCGCUGCCUCGAACGCGCCUGGAAACCGGCCAGGAUGCCGUCGGGUGCUCGUCCCCAUCACUUCAGACACCGAGUUCUUCACCCGCCUCACCAGCGAAGUCUCUGGGCUCGAGAAGCUGCAGGAGCGCGAGCAAAAGCGCAUGAAUGUCCAAAUCGAAGCCCUUGGCAAGCAGGUUGCCAAGCUAACGGACCCUGAUCGACGCUCCUCCCGCAAGAUGCUCACCACGUGGCGCCACAUCUUCCAAAUCUACGUGGAAGAGGGAAUCUUCUUUGGCACCACGGAGCUAGAUCACAAAUCACAUGACUCGCAAAAGGCCAUGGCUCGCCUAGCUACCUUUUCCAACAAGAUUGCCAAGGCGGGUCUAGUCGAGCAGCUGAAGAAGAAGGACAACCUAGUUGCCCUGAAUACCUUUAUGCAUAUCAACCGCGAGAUUCUACAAGGCCUGAGGUUUGGUGAAAUCAAUCACAAUGCCAUGACCAAGAUUCUGAAGAAAUUCGACAAACGCACCGCGCUCGGCGUCAAAUCCACGUUUCCGCGCCAAGUCGAAUACCCAGAGUUCUCCGAGCACCUCGCCAAGGCCGUGUGCGCACAGGUAAACACACAGAUUCUGUCGCACGUUCCGCAAAUCGACGACUACUCGUGUCCCAUGUGCAUGGAGAUCCAGUGGCGGCCUGUCAAACUCAGUUGCAACCACACGUUUUGCAUCCGCUGCCUGAUUGUCAUGCAGAACAACAAGCAGUACAACUGUCCGUUUUGCAGGGAGCGCACCAUUUUUAAUGCAAAUUCUGAUAACCUCGACACGGAAAAAGCUGCCUUCCUCAAAAAAUGGUUCCCAAAUGAAGUCAAGGAUAAGCAGCGGUACAAUGAGAUGAUGGCUGGCGUGGACCAGUACGGCGAGGUGUAUGCAAAUGAGAAAUGCACCGUCAUGUGA
Molecule: messenger RNA, 1035 nt
Organism: Exserohilum turcica Et28A
Lineage: Eukaryota; Fungi; Ascomycota; Dothideomycetes; Pleosporales; Pleosporaceae
Exons: 3
Coding region: 1-1035 (344 amino acids)
Molecular function (GO): metal ion binding
Source: RefSeq, a predicted model, not a curated record